Molecule: messenger RNA, 1457 nt
Organism: Chelmon rostratus (copperband butterflyfish)
Lineage: Eukaryota; Metazoa; Chordata; Actinopteri; Chaetodontiformes; Chaetodontidae
Gene: dnajc9
Product: DnaJ (Hsp40) homolog, subfamily C, member 9
Exons: 5
Coding region: 163-921 (252 amino acids)
Cellular component (GO): cytoplasm; nucleus
Molecular function (GO): heat shock protein binding
Source: RefSeq, a predicted model, not a curated record
CAGGCCAGCGCGCCAAAUAGAUAUUGCCAACAAAAGGAAGGCAGUAAACAGCGUUUAUUUAACUUCUGAAUAAUUAAUCAGAAAACGUACCUGUUGAAGUCGUUUAGACGCUUGAAAGUAAAUAUUUACCGACCAAAACUCGGAUUGACGGACGCGGCCAGGAUGGGUUUGCUCGAGCGCUGCCAGGAGCUCUUCAAGACCGCGAACCUGUACGAGGUGCUGGGUAUCAACAAAGAGGCAACCGAGGCAGAGAUCCGGAGGAGCUACUACAAAGUGUCGUUGAAAGUCCACCCAGAUCGGGCUCCUGAAGACCCGCUGGCCACAGAGAAAUUUCAGGUGUUAGGAAAGCUGUAUGCGGUGCUGAGCGAUAAGGAGCAGAGAGCUGUUUAUGAUGAGCAGGGGCUGGUGGAUGAAGAGUCUGACGUCCUGAGUCAAGACCGCUGCUGGGAAGACUACUGGAGACUGCUCUUCCCUAAGAUAACAGUGCAGGACAUCCUUGAAUUCGAGAAGAAAUAUAAGGGCUCUGAUGAGGAGCGGCAGGAUGUGAUCCAGCUGUAUGUGCAGCACCAGGGGGAUAUGGACGCCAUCACGGCCUCAGCUCUGUGCUGCUCCCAGGAAGAUGAGCCCAGGCUCUGCAGCAUCAUCCAGGCUGCCAUCGAGAGCGGAGACGCCACAGCAUUCCCAGCGUUUACUCGGGAGAGUGAAAAGAAGAAGAGGGCUCGUAGGAAGAGGGCUGAUAGAGAGCGACAAGAAGCAGAAGAAAUGCAGAAAGAGAUGGGGCUCGGUGAUCAGGAUGACAGUCUUGUGAUGAUGCUUCAGCAAAGACAGAAGUCCAGAGAGUCGAAUUUUAACAGUUUCCUUUCUGACCUGGAAGCCAAAUACUCCAAAAAAAGUGGGAAAUCCAAAAGAGGAAAAAAGUAAAAAGCAUACAGGCUCUGGUUAUAGCAGAUAAAGUGUUCAUAAACUGCAGCAGAUAUCGUCCUUUGUUCAACCCCCCCCCCCCCCACACACACACACACACACACACACACACACACACACAGACCUUUUUAGAUUAAAAAGAGCGUUUAAGGACAUGUAUGAGCAGCUGCCUGACUGCUCCCUUUCAUCCGGACUACGUAGCUUUUCAUGUGACACUUAUUAAAAUGUAAAUGCAUCUUUACAAAAUAAAUUCAUAUUUAUAUACAUAAUUUGUACACAGCUUUUUAUUCUUUUGUAUAAAACAGUCAAAGAAAAUGCAUUGAAGAAAAGCUUUGAUUUUCCAGCUUUGUCACCUUUGUAGCAUGGCUGUCCGAUAUAUUUUAAAAAAGAAUUGAAGGAAAACUACACUUUGUGCAGUAACCCUGAUGUUACCUGUCAAAGUGUCCCCACAUGGCUUUGCUCAGAUAUUAAGGAAAAGAAUUACCACGAAUACAGUAUUUUGUACAGACAUUUAGUUAUUUACAUAGUUUCCUACA